Nothobranchius furzeri (turquoise killifish) is the source of this 2372-nucleotide messenger RNA. The record is from RefSeq and is a predicted model, not a curated record. NCBI's taxonomy places the organism in Eukaryota, Metazoa, Chordata, Actinopteri, Cyprinodontiformes, Nothobranchiidae.
UGACAGGAGACUGCCAGACAUUCCCAGCAGACCCUCGCGAUACGUUUGGGUCUGACCGGCAUCCUCCCCCACCAUUUGAGCCAACUCACCACCAGGUAGUGGUCAGUUGACAGCUCCGCCCCUCUCUUCACCUGAGUGUCCAAGACAUGCGGCCUCAGGUCAGACGAAACAACAACAAAAUCGAUCAUCGAGCUGCGGCCUAAGGUAUCCUGGUGCCAGGAGCACAUAUGGACACCUUUAUGUCUGAACAUGGUGUUCAUUAUGGACAAUCAAUGACUGGCACAGAAGUCCAAUAACAAAACACCACUCGAAUUCAGAUCGGGGGGCCGUUCCUCCCAACCCCACCUCUCCAGGUCUCACUGUCGUUGCCCACAUGAGCGUUAAAGUCCCCCAGCUGAACGAGGGAGUCACCGGAAGGAGCGCUUUCCAGCACCCCCUCCAAGGUCUCCAAAAAAGGUGGGUAGUCUGAACUGUAUGUGGCAAGAUGGAUAAAUGAGGGCCCGGGCGGGAUUCGAUCCCCAGACUCCCGGGUGAGAGUCAUACGCUCUAAUCAGUCAGCCAAAGUGACAUCCCCUUGGCCAAGCAGCCAGGGCGCAUGAUCAAUCGGGACAUUGUGACAGGAUGCUCACACUGUCACAUCUUCCCCCCUCUUUCCACAAGCACGUCCUCAUGCUCCCACACAGGGUGCCACAAACUUCACAUUCAUGGACCUACUUCACCGUACUACAUGGAUCCUGCCAACAACGCCAAAUGUGGCAAGGUGGAGAAAUGAGGGCCCAGGCGGGAUUCGAUCCCCAGACUCCUGGGUGAGAGUCAUACGCUCUAACCAGUCAGCCAGAGGGACAUCCCCUUGGCCAAGUAGCCAGGGCGCAUGAUCAAUCGGGACAUUGUGACAGGAUGCUCACACUGUCACAUGUAGUUUGGUGCAUAAGCACAGAUCACAGUCAGAACCCGUCCCCCCACACGUAGGAGGAGGGAGGGUACCCUCUUAUUCACGUAAACCACAAUGUACAGGCACCAAGAUGGGGGGGCAACUAGUAUGUCCAACCCUGCUCAGCGCCUCAGUGGGAGCAACUCCAGAGUGGUAGAAAUUCCAACCCAUCUCAAGGAAACUGGUUCCAGAGCCAUGCGUUGAGGUGAGUCCGACUAUAUCUAGUUGGAACCUCUCAACCUCACACACCAACUCAGGCUCCUUCCCCACCAGAGAGGUGACAUUCCAUGUGCCAAGAGUCAAUCAUUCGUAAACAUGGCCUAUCAUUCCAUCUCUAUGCUGACGAUUGCCAGAUUUACUCUCCAUUGUGUCAGGAGAAAGGUCACUCUAUCCAGUCCUUUGUGUCCUGUCUUAACGAGGUGAAUUCUUGGCUAAUGGCCAACUAUCUGCACCUGAAUGAGGGAAGGACAGAGCUCAUUGUUUUUCACCCCAGCAGCAGGGCUGUGGGUUGUUAUGUUGAUCUUGGCCCUCUUUCUCCCUACUCAAAACCAGUCGUCACCAGUUUGGGGGUGAAAGUUGAUGAUGGACUUAAAUUUGAUGCUCACAUCAACUCUGUGAUCCGGUCCAGUUUCUUUCACCUGAGACGCCUUGCAAAAAUCAAGCCUAUGCUGUCAAGAGCCCACCUGGAGCGGGUACUGCAUGCCUUUGUAAUUUCUAGGCUUGAUUACUGCAACUCUCUAUAUGCAGGUUUGUGUCAGUCAUCACUGCGUCGCCUACAGGUUGUGCAGAACAGCGCAGCCAGGUUCCUGACUGGGACCAGGAAACGGGACCACAUCAUUCCGGUUCUGGCCUCCCUGCACUGGCUUCCGAUUUGUUAUCGUUCACACUUCAAACUCCUCGUCUUUGUCUACAAUUUCUUCCAAAGUGUCGUACUCGUGGGGACCGGGCUUUCUCAGUCCUAGCACCGUCACUCUGGAACCAGUUGCCACCCUCAGUUAGGCUGUCCCCAUCUCUGCCAGUCUUUAAGAGUCACCUAAAAACCCACCUCCUCCGCUUGGCGUUUCCUGAACAUGUUUGAAUUUGGCCAUCUUUAAUGUUAAUUUUAUUUCCCUGUUUUCAUUGGUUCACUCUAUCCCAUUUGUCUUCUACUAGAAUGUUUUACCUUUUUUUGUCAUUUGUAAUUUGAACUGCUUUUAUUUUCGAUUUAUUCACCAUAUUUAACUUUGUCAUGUACUAUGUUCAGCGCCUUGGGCUACCCAACAGGGUUGCGGAAGGCGCUAUAUAAAUAAAGCUUUGAUUGAUUGUGUAAAGAAAAUAUUGACUGGCUCAGUUAUAUUGUAAAACUGGCUGGCUGGUCAUAUUGUAAGGAGAAACUGUCUUUACUCAGUUUUAUUGUUAAGAAGACUCAAAGGUUGUUUUCAUCGAUAAACUGCCGAUAAUA